GGAGCAUAUCCUGCGCUGUGAGCCACAGACACCAGAAAGUCUUCCAACAUGAGCUACUCUCUGGAAUCUAUAGGUAGCCCCUCUUAUAGGAGGAUGGCGGAGAUCCGGACCAGCUACAGUAGGACCAGCAGUUCCCCUACCAGCGGUUUCAGAUCUCAGAGCUGGUCCAGAAGCACUCCUAACACCAUUUCCUCCUCUUAUAAGAGGACCAACCUUGCAGCUCCCAGAGGGUUCAGCUCCGGUGACAGUUUGGACCUGAGUCAGUCCUCCGGCUACAAUGGGGACCUCAAGCAAGUCAGGUCCAACGAGAAAGAGCAACUGCAGGGACUUAAUGACCGUUUUGCCGGCUACAUCGAUAAGGUCCACUACCUGGAGCAGGCGAACAAAGAGAUCGAAGCAGAGAUCCAAGCCCUGAGACAAAAGCAGGGUGGCUACAGCCAGCUGGGUGAGAUGUACGAGCAGGAGAUGAGGGAGCUGAGGACCAACCUGGAGCAAGUCAACCAUGAGAAGGCGCAGAUCAUCCUAGACUCCGAACACCUAGAAGAAGACCUCCAGAGGCUGAAGGACAGGCAUGACGAGGAGGCCAGGAUCAAGGAUGAGACGGAGUCUGCUAUAAGGUCUAUGAAGAAGGACAUAGAUGACACGUCCUUGAUCAGGAUGGAUCUGGACAAGAAGGUGCAAUCCCUGCAGGAAGAGAUCGCCUUCCUGAAGAACCACCAUGAGGAAGAAGUUGGCGAGCUCCUAGCUCAGAUCCAGGCCUCACACAUCACUGUAGAAAGGAAAGAUUUCCAGAAAACAGAUCUGGCCUCAGCCCUGAGGGAAAUCCGCUCCCAGCUGGAGGGCCACUCCAACAUCAACAUGAUGCAGACCGAGGAGGUCUUUAAAAACAGAUAUGCCAAGCUUACAGAGGCUGCCGAGCAGAACAAGGAGCAGAUCAGGUCUGCCAAAGACGAGAUGUCAGAAUACAGAAGGCAAUUACACAGCAAGACCGUGGAGCUGGAAUCUGUCAGGGGUACCAAAGAGUCACUGGAGAGGCAACUGAAUGACAUAGAAGAGAGACACAACCAUGAUCUGUCAAGUUACCAGGAAACCAUCCAGCAGCUGGAUAAUGAGCUGAGAGGAACAAAAUGGGAAAUGUCCCGCCACCUGAGGGAAUACCAGGACCUGCUCAAUGUCAAGAUGGCUCUGGAUAUAGAAAUUGCUGCAUACAGGAAACUUUUGGAAGGGGAAGAAACCCGCUACAGUUCAUUCUCCAGCAUUCCCUCAGGCCCCUCAUCUUCAUCCAGACAGGCACCUAUCAUGAUAUCCUCCACCCGAGUACAACAUUCACGGGCUGAGGCACCAAGAGUUAAAGUGCAACACAAAUUUGUUGAGGAGAUCAUUGAGGAGACCAAAGUUGAAGAUGAGAGGUCAGACAUGGAGGCAGCUUUGGCUGCUAUGGCAGAAGAGUUUGCGGCAGGUCUUUUAGAUGGAGAUGAGCAGAAGGAAGAUGAAGGAGAGGAAGAUAAAGAGGGAGAAGGAGAAGAAGAGGGAGAAGGUGAGGUUGAAGAGGAGAUUGUAGCAGCUGUAAAAUCCACAGUACAGGCAGCAGCACCAGGAGAGGAAGAGGAGGAAAAGGAGGAAGAGGCAGAAGAAGAGGGAGAGAAGGCAGAGGAAGAAGCAGAGGAGGAAGGUGAGAAAGGUGAAGAAGAGGGAGAAGAGGAAGGAGAAAAAGAAGAAGAAGAAGCAGCAGAGGAGGAAGGGGAGAAGGAGGAAGAAGCAGAAGCAGUAGAGGGGGAGGUAGAGGAAGAGGAAAAGGAAGAAGAAACAACAGAAGAAGCAGCAGCAGAGGGUGAGGAAGAGGAGGGAAAGACAGAAGAAGAAGAAGAGGGUGAAAAGGCAGAUGAUGAGGGAGACAAAGAGGGAGCAGAAGAAGAGAAAGAGGAGGUAGCAGAAGAAGAAGGUGGUGAGGAAGAAGCAGAAGCAGAAGAAGCUGGAAAGGAGGAAGAGGAGGGUGAGAAAGAGGAAGGAGAGGGAGAGCAGGAGGCAGAAGGAGAAGAAGAGGCUACAGAGGAUGCACAGGAAGAUGAAGUAGUAGAAGAGCCUUUUGUGGAGACUAAAAUUGUGAGGGUAAAAGCUGAGGUACAAGAGAAAGUAGCAAAGGAGGAAGCAGAGGAAGAGGAAGAGGGAGAGAAGGGAAAGGAAGAAACUGAGGAAAAAUCUGGAGAUGAGGAAGAAGAAGGAGAUACAACUGAGAGCUCUGAACAGCAGGAAGAGGAGAAAGGAGAGUCAGAGGAGAAGGAAGAGGAAGUAGAAGGAGAAACCAAAGAAGAUGAGGAAGCUGGAGAAGACAAAGAAGAAGGUGAAGCAGAGGAGGAGAAAGCUGGAUCCCCUGAAGAGAAAAGUGUGGAGGAGACCGUCACUGUGUCCAAGGCAGCUUCUGUAGGAACAGAGAAAGGUGAUGUAAAGGAACAAGAACCAGAAGCAGAGGAAGCAAGUAGCCCCAGGGACGAUGGAAAGGAAGAUACAGCAGUGAACGGAGAUGUUGAAGAGGAGAGUGAAGAGAGUGAGGACAAAGCUGUAGUUACCAAUGGCCUGGAUGACAGUAAGUCAGAGGAUAAAGAUGAAAAGAGCCAAACUGUUGUAAUCACCAAAAAGAUUGAAACCACAACCAGCGAGGGUGAGGAUGGUACCAAAUACAUCACCAAGUCAGUGACUGUCACCCAGAAAGUGGAGGAACAUGAAGAGACCAUCCAGGAGAAGUCAGUGUCCACAAAGAAGGUAGAGAAAGUCACAUCACAUGCAGUGGUCGAGGAAGUCACUGAGAAUAAGUGAAAACAUAGUCAUAGCACUUCCAGCAAGCAGCAGCAGGACUGAAAAAGCCAUAAGAUAAACUGCAUGUAACGUGACAGCUUCUAAUGGGCUUCUAGCAGAUGGGGUUCUCUCGUGGGGUGGGGGCUCCAGACACUGUAAUAUUACUUUCUGUGCAAUAUUCGGGGCGGGGAAAUGCAUGCAAGCCUAAGAUUUACCCCUCCCACACAACUUGGUGAAUUCACAAUAAAAAAGCAAACGGGUGCAUGAAUUGUGAAAAGGACAAACAUAGAUGAGAGUUUCCUAAGUUGAUGUGGGCCUGGGUGAGCGUUAAUGAUUUGAGGGUCCUCAGCUGAAUUAUGCAAAGAACUAACUGAGCCAAAAAUGGGAGGGAGGGGACCAUGAAACGGAAGUUUUCUCGCCUUAAUAAAUGAAAUCUAUCCUUAUGUUUACCUCACUGGUGCAAUUAACAGACUGCAGGUCAUGGGAGAACCUGAAUGAGUUUAACAGAACUUGCUGACAGUUUAUGUAAAAGCAAGCCUAGCUCAAUAAAAGGUAAUAUUGGAACUAU
Rana temporaria (common frog) is the source of this 3361-nucleotide messenger RNA. It is a transcript of the gene NEFM, whose product is annotated as neurofilament medium chain. Gene Ontology annotation, cellular component: cytoplasm; postsynaptic intermediate filament cytoskeleton; intermediate filament. Gene Ontology annotation, molecular function: structural constituent of cytoskeleton. Lineage: Eukaryota; Metazoa; Chordata; Amphibia; Anura; Ranidae. The coding region runs from base 49 to 2814 and encodes 921 amino acids. Gene Ontology annotation, biological process: neurofilament bundle assembly. The transcript is spliced from 3 exons. The record is from RefSeq and is a predicted model, not a curated record.